Molecule: messenger RNA, 675 nt
Organism: Gekko japonicus
Lineage: Eukaryota; Metazoa; Chordata; Lepidosauria; Squamata; Gekkonidae
Gene: NEUROG3
Product: neurogenin 3
Exons: 1
Coding region: 1-675 (224 amino acids)
Molecular function (GO): protein dimerization activity
Source: RefSeq, a predicted model, not a curated record
AUGUCGCCCAAGACGGCCUCUCCGCACGCCUCGCAGCAGGGGAGCCGGCGAGGGACGCCGCCCUCGUCGGGCAUCUCCGAGGACGACGCCGUGGCCUUCUCGUCGCCUUCCUCGCUGGCGACCGGCAGCCCGCCCCCCUCCCCCGGCGCCUGCCUGCUCGUGCUGGCCGGAGGGGCCGGGGCCGCCAAGCCGCAGGCCAGAGGGAGCCGUCGGGGCCGCGGCAGGAGCCAAGGCGAGGGGCCGGGGCCGGGCAAGGCCAAGCGCAGCCGGCGGGUGAAGGCCAACGACCGCGAGCGGAACCGGAUGCACAACCUCAACUCGGCGCUGGACGCCUUGCGCGGGGUCUUGCCCACCUUCCCCGACGACGCCAAGCUGACCAAGAUCGAGACGCUGCGCUUCGCCCACAACUACAUCUGGGCGCUGACCGAGACCCUCCGCCUGGCCGACCAGAGCCUGCUGCCCGCCGGCCCCGACGAGGCCCUCCUGCGGCCCGGCCCCGACGCCCUGGCCGCCUGGCCCGGCCCCUGGGACGCGCGCUACUCGCCCGCCUCGCAAGAGGGCAGCCUCAGCCCGGCGGACUCGGCCCAAGACGGGCGCCCGGCGCUGCAGCAGGACCCCGCCGGCCCGCUGGGCCUCAGGCACGCCCCCCGCGCCGCGCUCCCGGCCUUCGUCUGA